AUGGGCGUGUCCCCUAACCCCUGCCGACACGGCUUUCCGCAGGCGUUUGCUUUCGACCCCUGCGGGCACAAGGUGUCCUCGGGGCUCUUCCGGCUGUCGUGCCCGCUACUGGUGCAGGCCAUCGAUCUGCUGGAGGACGAGGGGGGGAUAGAGGACGUCAACGCAAGGCUGGCCAGCGAAGAGGGGCUCCGUGAGGACUUUAUGGCCGUGAACUUGGCGCACGGCAUGCUGCGGCGACGUUUAGUGACUCCGGACAAGAUGGGCUUGGUAGAGGAGACCAUCGGCAAGGAGGGGGCUGGACGCUUUCUCGACAGCGGCAUAACAGGCGUAACGCCCGGGAAGGUGCGCGACGCCAAGUGCCUCCACGCGCACGUGGCGGACGCCCUCAUGCGCGGCAGAAGCGCCAACGCGAUCGGGCGCGCGACGCUGGAGCUUCUCGAGGCCCGAGGGGUGCGGACGGACGGGGGCGACCGGUGCAGCGAGCAGUGCAACUAUCUGGUGGAGGAGACGGCCGACAGCUGGAGGUAUACACCGCAAAAGAAUAAACAGAAGCUUCAGAUGAGAAAGGUGCGGCGAAAAGACAUGAAAGCCUGCAUCACCAAGAAGGAGAGAGACCGGGAGACCAAGGAUGAUGCCGUCGUCGACGUCGAUGGCGGCAGCGGCCUACCCCUCAACGGCGUGACCACUGCCGCCAGCAGCUGCAAAAACAGCACCACCGGUUCUAACAUCAUCAGAAUACGCGGCGACACCGGCGUGAGGCACGAUACCACUGAUGGUACGGGAGAACCCGGCGAUGGUGGGAUGGAAAGAGGCCAUCGGACGAUGCGGGUGGAAGAGGACCCUGUUGCUAUGCGAUGA
Molecule: messenger RNA, 858 nt
Organism: Ectocarpus siliculosus
Lineage: Eukaryota; Phaeophyceae; Ectocarpales; Ectocarpaceae
Source: the annotation of a GenBank genome assembly